GGGUUGCACCAGCCGUGGAAAUGAUGAGCACACGAAUAGGGGCGCAUUUUUCCGGGUUAGAGAGGGGUUGGUGGGGGAGAUACAUCAUAGAGAUACGUCUUUUGACAUGGUUGAUGACGUUUGGAUCAGAGAGGAUGAUGGCCAAGAUGAGGGGGACGUGAUCAAUUACUUUGCACUUCUUGGCGCCGUCUACGUGGAUGGGGGAAGCGGGGUGGAUGAGCAGGUGGAAGAAGACGUCGUCAACUUUGACACUGAUGAGAACGGCGACACGCCUUUUUACACGGCCGAUGACGUCGGCCAGCGAGAGGUUGAUGGGCAAGAUGAGGGUGAUGUGGCCAAAUACUAUGCACAUCUUACCGCGGUCUACGAGGAUGGGGGAAGUGGGGAGGAUGAGCAAGUGGGAGAAGACGUUGUCAACUUUCACACUGAUGAUGACAGCGAUAUGCCUUUUUUCACGCAUGAUGACGACUGCCAGCGAGAGGUUGAUGGGCAGGAUGAGGGAGAUGUGGCCAAAUACUUCUUACCACGGUCUACAAGGAUGGGGGAUUGCAGGAUGAUGAAGACUUCGUGCAGCAGGGGGACGGUGACCAGCCGGAGUUUGGCACUGAGACUGACAACCCAUCUGCAGCAGUGGGAUGGUGACCGGGCAGAGGAGUGGGAGGUUGCGCAGGGGAUCAUGGCAGAGGCGGUGGCUGCCGGGGAGGACAGGCAGGUGAUGGGCAAGACCGGUGACAAUGGUGGGAGGGUUGACAACACUAUCGACGAAAACAACAACAACACAUUGAUCACGGCAGGGGUGGUGGCUGUAGUGGAUGAGAGACAGGUAAUGGGUGAGAUUGGUGAGAAGGGUAGUGAGGCUGCCAACGGCAACAACAACAACAACAACAACAACAACAACAACAACAACAGUAAAAACAACAACAGGGGAGAGAUGCCGCCAACAGCGAAGGGAGAGGGAACUACGACCUUGUUAGGGCUUGAGAAGAGCGAUUUGGGGUUGAUGGGAUCAAGCGAAAUGGGCGGCAAGAGCGCGUGGGACGACAUCAACAGCGACGACAAUUACAACAACAACAACAUCGACAACAACAACAAUAAUUACAACAACAAGAACACCAACAACAGCAACAAGACAUGGGGCUUGUGGUUGAAGGUUGCCACAACGAAGGCGGGAGAGUUAAUGACGGGGGGGCUGGUGAGGUGGGAUUUGAGGUUGAAGGUGAAAUCUACCGUUCCCCCCCAUUCCUACCUGGUGUUUCAUUCUGAUGAUCCAUUUGCUCUUUUUUGGCUUCGGGUGGGAGUUGGAUAGAUGUUCUUCUCUCAACUCUCAUAAUCUCAAAACUCUUACUCUCACCCUCAACUCUUAUUCACGUGGCCUCUUAUUCGUGUGGCCUCAUGAAG
Molecule: messenger RNA, 1398 nt
Organism: Chara braunii
Lineage: Eukaryota; Viridiplantae; Streptophyta; Charophyceae; Charales; Characeae
Source: the annotation of a GenBank genome assembly